Molecule: messenger RNA, 3449 nt
Organism: Pygocentrus nattereri (red-bellied piranha)
Lineage: Eukaryota; Metazoa; Chordata; Actinopteri; Characiformes; Serrasalmidae
Product: calpain-5-like
Exons: 14
Coding region: 519-2714 (731 amino acids)
Biological process (GO): proteolysis
Cellular component (GO): cytoplasm
Molecular function (GO): calcium-dependent cysteine-type endopeptidase activity
Source: RefSeq, a predicted model, not a curated record
GUGGCAGGAGAUGAGGUGCUCUGUGCCAAAUGGACAAAGUUAUGAAGGAGCUGCUUGUUAAUGUGCACGGAUGAAAUACGGGAAGAGGGGGAGUGUGUGGAGGAGACUUGUGGUCAGCGUUGCUUCAGGGUCAGCAAGAGGACAGAACCGAUCACACUAGGAGAUCAGGAAAGAAAGCGAAGGGAACGACUCCAGUCUACACUUUAGUCUGGUGUACAAGAUCUGGUUGUCACGGAGACGACGAGCAGACAGGUAACAACAGAAAGGAAACACCUGUCGCUCUUGACCAUCUCCAUAUAACAGCCCCAUGAAGAGCACAACAGUGAAACAGUUCCCGACCAGAGUUCCAGAGAUCACACUUGUAUGACCAUUAGACUCCUGAGACGAGCUGUUUUUGCAAAAUGCAAAGAUGAUGCCAACGAUGAGCUCAUGAAGCUGUAUAGAUGACUGGAUAUAGCUGAGCAGUGGGAGAACGUUUCAGACAGAUAAAGACAGCGCUGGAACCAAAAGGAACAAAGAUGCCUGAGAGAGUAUGUCUGUUUCAGGGUCAGAACUACCAUAAGUUGAAGAGAGCAUGCUUGAGACGAGGGGCUCUGUUCCAGGACCCCUAUUUUCCUGCUUCUGCACAGUCACUGUUCUACAAGAGAGCUCCACCUCCCAGACUGACAUGGAAGAGACCAAAGGAGCUCUGUAAGGACCCUCGACUCUUUGUGGAUGGAAUCAGUACAAGGGAUCUGCACCAGGGCAGUCUGGGUAACUGCUGGAUGGUGGCAGCCACUUCCUGUUUGGCCACAGAACCUUCACUUUGGAAAAAAGUCAUCCCUGACCACAUGGAGCAGGAAUGGAACCCAAAGCGUCCAGAUCUGUAUGCUGGGAUUUUUCAUUUCCGAUUCUGGCGGCUGGGUCAGUGGACAGACGUGGUGGUGGAUGACCGUUUACCAGUCAGCGAGAAUGGAACUCUGCUCUUUUGUCGAUCAGCAACACCGCGGGAGUUCUGGAGUGCCCUGCUGGAGAAAGCUUAUGCCAAACUGAAUGGCUGCUAUGAAGCUUUGGAGGGGGGCAACACAGCUGAAGCUUUGGUGGACUUUACUGGGGGAGUGUCUGAACCACUGAGUCUGAACCUAGAAGCACUGACUCAGAAUGCAGACCAGAGGAAGGCACUGUUCCAGACGUUAGCCAGAGCACACAACCGCAAAGCUCUCAUCACAUGCUCCAUACGGCCAGCUGAUGGAGAACACGUAGAGUCAGUGCUGGACUGUGGACUGGUGAAAGGUCAUGCAUAUGGUAUUACUGCUGUCAGGAAGGUUCGUCUGGGUGAGAGUCUGCUGGGCAUUUGCGGAAGUCCUCGGAUCUACAUGGUGUGCAUGAGGAACCCCUGGGGUACAGCAGACUGGACAGGAGCCUGGAGUCAGGGGUCACAGCAGUGGCAGCAGGUGGGCCGCAGCGAGAGAGAGAAGAUGGGUCUCGUUGUCAGAGAUGUGGGAGAGUUUUGGAUGGAGUUUGAAGACUUCUGCCGCUACUUCACAGAUUUGGUGGUGUGCAGGCUAGUGGAGCGCUCUCUGCUGUGGCCCUGGGGACACUGGAGAGAGGUGUGCUGCCCAGGGGAGUGGACACAUGCCCCUGCAGACCUACCACCAACAGUCUCUUCUGCAUCUCAGCCCUCCAACACACGGAGGAAUUUCUCAGGUUCUCAGUGGUCCCAUCCAGCUCCUGUUCCUGCUCUGAGAGGAGACAGGAAAGAGGAGAGGCUGGGGAAAAGGCAGAUGGACAGGAGUAGGGUCCAUGGAGCCAAGGAGAAGAAGAAAGACAGGGGUGAAGAGAAAGCUUGGCCAACUAAAGCAGGAGAAAAGAUGCAGGAGUUCACGGUAAAGGAAGAAGAAGUGGUGGAAGAGGAAUGGGAAAGAGAGAUGGACAAGAGGAGUAGGUGUGGAGGAUGCAUUAACCACAGAGAGACAUUUCUUCUUAACCCUCAGUUCAUGUUUGAGGUGGGAGGGGAGGGCGAUGAGGUUCUCAUAUGCCUGCAACAAGAGGACAGAAGAAUGAAAAGGAGGGAGGGAAGAGGUGAAAAUCUUCCAAUCGGCUUUGAGGUACUGAGGGUGGAGGUGAAUCGUGUGUGUAGAGUGCAGUGUUUUAGUGAGCAGGCGGCGAGCUCAGUCUAUAUGGACUCCCGCAGUGUUACUCUGCGUGUGACACUGAGUCCUGGCCGCUAUGUUCUCCUCCCCACUACCUUCCACCCUGGAUCCACUGGGCGAUUCCUCCUCCGCCUCUUCUCACACACGCACAUCAAGCUCAGGGAGCUGAAGGAGGAUUUGCCUGCUCCUUCUCUGUGGAAGUGUUGUGUACCUCAGCCAUGUGCUGUAACUACAGUCCACCUGCGCAGAGCUUCCACACUCAGCCAGCCCAAGCAGCCAGCUCCAGAUGUGUAUGCUGUCAUUAAGUGUGAGGAGGAGACUAUUAGGACUCGUAUCUUUAAAAAAGAUGGAAGUCCUGAAUUUAACAUUAAAGCGAUUUUCUACAGAAGGAGGCCUAGGACAAAAAUCUACAUAGAGUUGUGGAGAAGAAGUUUGGUAUUUGACUCCUUCCUGGGUGCAGCUCAUCUUCAAACAGGCAACAGUGAAAGGGAACGGAGCAGAGUGAUUGAUCUACAAGGUGGAAAAUCUCGCGGCUGCAUCUAUGUAGAGACUUCUACCAGUCAAUGCCUGACGGACUUAUGAUUACAGUUGCACUGCUCUCAUACUAAAAGCUGAAAAACAGAGUGGGACCAAACUUGUCAAAUAUCAGCAUUAGAGGAAGGUGUUGUUCUGUAUUUGCCAGCUUUCUGAUUGGUCACCUGAAAAGAAAAAACAGGCAGUGUAAUUUAUUUGUUUACUUGCUGUUGGUAUAUUUUUACCAAACUGGUGCUAUAAUGUAAGUGAACAGCUAAAGUAUAUUAUUGUCAUAGCUACCCAUGAGAGGUCGGAAUAAAAUCAGGGUCCAAUAAAUAUGUUGUAUAGCACAGUCACCAUGGGUCCCCUAGUGCUACAGGACCCAGUGGAACAGGCCCACCUACACUAGUUAUGGUGCUGGUCAGGAUCUACUUUCCAAAGUCAUUUGUGCUGCAGAUAAAAGUGAACACAAUGUCUGUUGUGCUAACUAUGAUUGUAAAUCAAGAAUCUGACUUAAGGCCCCAGCCAAAGUGACUGUGAUUGUUUCGACAAUAAUGUUUUUUUACUGGUACUUUUACAUCUCUCCCUAACCUAAAGAAAGCAAAAAAGCACUGAAAUUGGGUGUAUAAGGAUACUAGUUAGUUAAAAUAGCAAUCUGUAGUUAUCUGCUGGUCAGAUUUUAAUAAAUGAUAAAUAAAUAAUAAUAAAGACACUACUGAAAAAGUUGACGAUAAUUGUUGUACCUAAAAAAUCUAUAGUUUUCAAAAUACAUGUUUUCUAAUAAAGAUCAGCAUUUCCUUUUUU